This is a messenger RNA of Closterium sp. NIES-67, 1818 nucleotides long. Lineage: Eukaryota; Viridiplantae; Streptophyta; Zygnematophyceae; Desmidiales; Closteriaceae. The record is from the annotation of a GenBank genome assembly.
UGUUGUCUUCUCCAGAGCCGUACUCGCCUCUGAUUCAGCCAUGGCUGCCCUUCGCGCCGCGCUUUUCGGCGUGCUUGUAGCGGCCAUCGCGUCAUUCGUCUAUAACGACCCGCUCGCGCUUCGCCAGCCGGUAGACGUGUCGCCAGUCCUCCUCCCGCCGCUCGCGGUGCCGGGAGCUAGCGACCCCUCGAACCGCCUUGCUUCUGCGGAGAUAAAGUACGAGCACCAGGGCAUCGGCCCUGAGAGUCUAGCCAUGGACGCUAACGGCAGCGGACCCUAUUCCGGCUUGGUAGACGGCCGCGUCGUGCGGCGGAGCGCGGACAAUAGCCAAUGGGAGCCCUUCGCGCACACCUCUCCGAAUCGCACCCCUCAGUUGUGUGACAUUCCGCCAAAGUCACAGCCGGAUCCGUCUAAGGAGCCUCUUUGCGGCCGUCCCUUGGGCCUGCGGUUUCACCCCGUUACUGGAGAGCUUUAUAUCGCGGACGCGUACUAUGGGCUGAAUCGGGUCGGCUUAAAUGGGGGACAGGCGGAGCAACUGGUUGGCGGGAAGCUGGUGGACGGAGAGAAGUUGUCCUUUAUAAACGACCUCGAUAUGGACGCGGAAGAUGAGAACGGAACAGUGUAUUUCACUGUAUCGAGCACCAAAUACGAAAUGAGGAAUUUCCUCUCCAUGAUUCUCGAUGGCGGGGCGGACGGCGGCCUAUACAAGUACGACAUUGCCACGAGGGAGGUGACUCGCCUCGUGCCCGGCGUGGCAUUUGCCAACGGGCUCGCCCUCUCCCAGGACCGCUCGUUCCUCGUCUACUGCGAGACCAUCAGAGCCAGGUGCAACCGCUACUGGCUCAAGGGCAGCAAGGCGGGCAGCCACGAGGUGUUUGUGGACCUGCCCGGGGUGCCAGACAACCCCAGGCUCAACCCCCGGGGGCGUUUCUGGAUCGCCAUGCCUGCGUACCGAACCUCCGCUUAUGACUUCCUCGCUCGCGCCCCUCGCCUGCGCUCCAUCCUCCUGCGCCUGCACCUGCACCCGCUUCUCCUCUACGCCGGAAUUUUCGGGCUGCCCAACGGAAUGAUCGCAGAGGUGGACGCGUCCGGGCAGAUCACCGACAUUUUGGAGGACCGGGCGGGAAAGCGGGUGAAGGCGCCGAGCGACGUGAUGGAGAGGGGCGGCAAGCUGUGGAUAGCGUCCCUCAUAGUGCCGAAUCUUGCUGUGCUGGACUAUGUGCCGCCAGGCACCAGCACUGUCUGAUAACCUUUCUGAGGCACCUGGGUGUUGGUGGGGUGGCAAGCUGUGGAUAGCGUCCCUCAUAAUGCCGAAUCUCGCUGUGCUGGACUAUGCGCCACCUGGCACCAGCACUGCCUGAUGACCUUUCUGAGGCACCUAGGGGCUUCAUUCCAGUGAGGUGAUGGAGAGGGAUGGGGGGCGGCCGGCUGGGGCUAGUCUUUCAUCCCAACCUUGCUGUGCACGAGUACCGGUAUGUGCCAGCUGGUGCCAACGCUAUGCCUCCUUGUGGCAGCGCUGCCUGAUCACCUUUCUUUUGGAGCCGCCUCGAGGGCCUGCCUGCAUUGCAUGGCACCGAGGCGGGUGGUGGAGAGGGGUGGAGAGGGGUGGCGAGCGGUGGGUAGCGUCCCGCGUAGUGCCCAACCUAGCAGUGCUGGAGUAUGUGCCGGCUUGGGUCAUCAUCACUGCUUGACCGGAGUCCCUGUAGCUGCCUCCAACUUUGCUUGCCUUGCACCUUUGCUCGCCUUAGAACCUUGGUUUGUUGUGCACCUUUGAACCUUGGUUUGCCUUGGUUUCACUAGUAAACGUCCUAGUAGCCU